This is a messenger RNA of Paramisgurnus dabryanus, 4318 nucleotides long. It is a transcript of the gene fam184ab, whose product is annotated as family with sequence similarity 184 member Ab. The record is from RefSeq and is a predicted model, not a curated record. NCBI's taxonomy places the organism in Eukaryota, Metazoa, Chordata, Actinopteri, Cypriniformes, Cobitidae.
UUGAGGCGAUCCAUGGUAACAGACAGACACUCGCGCAGCAGCGGUGCAGCAACAGCAGCGGACACACACGAACCGACAGAAAUGUCUGGAACCGAGAUCACACCCGAACCGGCUCUCGCGUCCUACAGACACCCGGGGCUCGCACCCGCACCAGACGCGCGCUUGGCCUUUUAAACGCGCCGCGCGAGGAAUGCUAGACAUCAAAUGCACCUGACGUAUCGUGUCAGUUUAUGAAAAGCGCCACCUAUUCUGACAAAAUGCGCGUUUUCUGGCUUUUUGAAUUGUAUUUAUUGUAAUAGACGGGCAGACGAUUUUAAUGCGAGUGAAACAAUGGAUUAACGCAUUGACUAUCGCUGUGUAUAUUUUUUAUUUAUCCGGAUCGAAAGAAGAACGAUACCGUCUGCACUUGCCUUUGCAAUUUUAAUUUUAUAUUACAGUCAUACUACAGUAAUAUCGUGAAGAUGGCGACUGGAGCCGGCUGGCAGCAUUAUUAUAACCCCAAUGGAAGCGCAACGACUGGGAAAUAUACCAGCACUUCUACAUCCACAUCUACCAACACAUCAUCCUUCCCGUCAGGUUCAACCCUCGAGUACACGCAAGACCUCCAUCUGAAGAUGAGCAAGAAGAUAGCGCAGCUGACCAAGGUGAUCUAUGCCCUUAACACCAAGAACGACGAGCACGAAGCGGCUAUCCAAACCUUGAAGGAAGCCCACGAGGAGGAGGUGCAACAGAUCCUGUCGGAAACUCGGGAGAAGAUCAUGCAGUACAAGAGCAAGAUCAGCGACGAGAUGGACCUGAAACGACGCAUUCAGUCCCUGGAGGAGUCUAUGGAACUUCACGAGCGGAUGAAGAGGCAAGCGUUGACGGAGUUUGAGACGUACCGCCAGCGGGUGGAGGACAUGCAGCUGUGUACAGAGGCGCAGCACACUCAGCGCGUGGUCACCAUGUCACGCGAGGUGGAGGAAAUGCGACGCUCUUUCGAGGAAAAACUGCGCUCUUUUGGACAGCUACAAGCGCAGUUCGAGCAGGAGAAACGGCAGGCUCUGGAGGAACUGCGUUCUGGCCAUCGACAGGAGAUCCAGGAACUUCUUCGUUCACACCAAAGCCAGAAUGCCAACUACAGCAAAGACCAGGAGAAGCUUGGACAGCUUCAUAAAGCCGAGGUGGACUCAUUGAGCGAGAGGGUCGAGGAACUGAAACAGGACAAGAAGCGUCUGGUGGAGGAAUACGAGGCCAAGCUCAAUAAAGCCCAGGCUUUCUACGAGCGCGAAUUGGAGGCCAUGAAGCGCACGCAGCAGAUGACCGCUGAGAACCUGCUGGCCUGGAAGAAGACGGAGGGGGAGCUGAGGAAAGAGUUUCAGGCGCAGGAAGCGGCGCUGCAGAAAACACUGGGAAAGCUGCGCAGCGAGCUGAAGCGUGUGCAGGACGAGGCCAGAGAGAGCAGAGAGAAAUCUCAUAAACUGCAGGCCUCGCUCAUUGCCGCAGAGAAUAACAUUAAGGAGCUGCAUAAACAAUUAGAGGAGGUCACCAAGAACACGGAGAUCGUGGAAAUCAGACAGAGGGAGGCCGAAUGCGAGCUGGAGGCAUCCAGAGACAGAGUUCAACAGCAGGCCACUGAGAUCCUCCUGAAAGCCAGUCAAAUUGGAAGCCUGCAGGCCACGCAGAUGACCCACGAGGCCGUCAUUCGAGAUCUGGAAUCGGAGAAGUCUCGUCUGAAGGACAAGGUUUUACGUCUGGAGGAUGAAAGAGGGGCGUUGCAAAAUAAAUGUCAGACGCUGGAUGAGAGGCAGAGACAACAGAUCGCCUCCCUGGAGAAGUCCAUUCGAGAGGAAAAGCAAAUCUACGACAAAGAGCUGAUGAACCUCCGUGCCAAAUAUGAAGAGGAAACGGCUCACUUUAAGGACAACCACAGCCGGGCGCUGGAAGAGCUCACACGGAAACACCGGGCGGCUUUGGAGAACGUCCAGAGCUUCACAGAGAAAGAGAAGAACCGACUGCUGACCGAGAUGGAGGAGCAGUUUGACAGGGAGCGGACCUCUCUAGAGGAACAGAAGAGUCUUCUUCGAGAGGAACUUGACAGUCUGAGAGAGGAACUCACUGCCAAACUUAACAUAGCCAACAGUGAGGUGAGUCGCCUCCAGGAGCUGGUGAAGCACGGAGAACAGGGUCUCGGCUCUGCUGAGGGACACAUCACCAGUCUGAAGGAUGCUCAGAAGAAACUUCUAGAAGAGCUGGAUGCUACAAGAGCCAGACUUAGAGAGACCAGCAACCUCCUAACAGCCCUUCAGGGGGAGAUGGAGACUCGAAAGCAACAGCAUGAUGCCAAACUCAUCUCUAUCAAAGAAGAAGAGAAGCUGAAGAUGGAUAAGAUGGCCCUGGAGCUGGAGCUGAAGUGGACGGAGACUCUCAGGCAAGAGUGUAAGAAGCUGCGAGAGGAACUGCGCGAGGAUCACGAGGAGAAUAAAAGGUCAGCUCUUAACCAGCUGGCACAGAACAAAGAUCAAGAGAUGUGCUCGGCCAGAGAGAGCUGGCAGAGGAAGGUGGAGGACUUGCUGGAACAGAUUUCCUUGCUGAAACAAAGCCUGGAGAUGCAACUGUCCCAAUCCCAGCAUUCCCUGCAGCAGCUGCAGGCUCAGUUCACUCAGGAGCGGGAACACCUGGGCCAGCAGCUGCAGGAGAUGGAGAUCGAGCACCAACGUAGGGAGCAGCGAAUGCAGGAAGCUCACUGCUGCUCUAUACAAGACAUGCAGGAGGCUCGCCAGCAUGACCUGAAGGAGCUAGAAGAGCGUCUCCGCCAGCAACAUCACAUGGAGCUUCAGUCUCUGCGUGAAGCUCACAGGCAAAACAUUGAGACACUGAAGCAGCAGUCAGAACAGGAACUGCAGACUCUCCGCUUCGAGCUCGAGGACGAGGGCAAGGCCAUGCUGGCAUCCUUACGUUCAGAACUGAACCAUCUUCACGCAUCAGCUAUCGAACACAUGCGUCAGACCCAUCAACAGGAAACAGCAGCUGCCAAACAGGAACUGGAGAACGCGCUGGAACAUAGCAGAGUACAGGAACAGGAGCUGUUGAGUCGCAUCUCAGACCUGCAGGACGAGGUCAGUCGCAGGAAGAAACAUAUCGCCGAUCUGGACCACGAGAUUCACACCCUGAACGAAAACAUCAGCACUUUGACCAAGGAGCUUGAACUGAAGGGUAAAGAGGUUUUGAAGAUCCGUAGUGAGGCAAAUCAGCAGAUCAGAGCUCACGAGCAGGACCUGUGUAAGAAACAUGAGAGAGAGAUGGCCGAACUGAACGCUCUCCACCACAGAGACACACAGAACAUGCUGUCAGACUUUAACAAAGCCCAGGAACUUCUGAAGGACAAGAUCUCCGCCCUGCAGAUUCUGUUGGAGGGAACAGAGGAUAAAUUUCGGAACCGGGAGAGUCGACCUGAAGACCUGCAGACGAUAGCCGAACUGAAGGAUAUGGUGGCCGAGAGAGAAACGCUGGUCAAGAAGCUGGUGGAUGAUAAAAAGUUUUAUCAGCUGGAGCUUGUAAACCGAGAGACCAACUUCAACAAAAUAUUUAACACGAACCCCAAUGUUGGUGUCAUUAACCCGCUUGUCAAGCAAAAGCGAAAGAACGACAAAUCAGCCAACCGAUUCAGCAGCUCGGCCAAUCUUAGGGCCAAUGUGGAGGCCUCAGGAACCGAGAGCAUCCAGCCCCAGCCCACCCGCCUCGAACCCAUACCCAACUCCCCUAUUCACCAGCUGGAGCCUAAUGCGAGCAAACCCCUGCCCCCACCUCUCCCUCUCACCGAACCCAAGAAAUUGACGAGCCCUCCUGAAGGAGAAGAUUCACCCGUCACCUCUCCAGAUCCCCAGAGACAAGAAUGGUUUGCUCAGUACUUCUCCUUCUGACCUUUGCAUUUAGAGCAUGUCAACCAAACACAAAAAAGACAAAAAAAGUGAUGUCUUAUUUAACAACACAUUAUUUCAUUUGUUUUAUUUCUCCACUGUGAAUGGGUUUUUGUUUUAACUGUGAUGAUAGGUAUGUUUGACAUUUCAUUUACUGCAGUUUCUCUAUAGAGUGGUAUGAUGCUGCUAAAAAUUAUUUGUUUGAAGAAAUAAAAAGAUAGUCUAAACUGUAUCUAAUUUUAGAAUGCCACCGUAAUGACUUUGUUACAGCUGCAUAUUCAAUUUUGGUAGGAUUAAAUUGUUUGUAUGGAUGUCACAACACAGAUAUAAUGAUGUCUCACUAAUUUUAAAAUAAAUGCAUAUUUUAUAUUUAUAUUACUGGUGUAUGCGUAAGAAUAAAUAUUUAUUGUUACAUUUAA